Molecule: messenger RNA, 1746 nt
Organism: Misgurnus anguillicaudatus (oriental weatherfish)
Lineage: Eukaryota; Metazoa; Chordata; Actinopteri; Cypriniformes; Cobitidae
Source: RefSeq, a predicted model, not a curated record
AAUGUUUAAGUGUCAGUCAUCAGUAGAUCAGUAUGGAGUUGAUUUCUCUUCCUUUAGUUAUCUUGUUGAUUUUAAAGAUCCACUCUGGACAAACUGAAGAAAGACUGAACUCUCAAUUGUUUGUUUGGCCUGCUGAUCAUGUAUUCAGAGGAGAAUCUGUCACUCUCACAUGUGUCAUCAAUGGAGAAGGAGUCAGCAGCUGGCAGUACAGAUGGUAUAAAGAUUCAAUCAUCCAGCAGAAUAAACUUCAGUAUUACACAAUCAGAUCUGUUACUGAGUCUGACGCAGGUAAAUACACCUGUAAAGGAAAAGACACCAGCGGAUCACAAUACUCACACAUCAGUUAUGCAGUUACACUGACAGUAUCAGCUUUAUCCAGAGCUACACUGAGUGCACGUCCAGACAGAUCUGUGUUCACUGGAGAGACAGUCAUUCUGAAGUGUGAGAUAGAGAAUCAGUACAGUGACUGGAGAUAUCAGUGGUAUAAACGCGGAAUUGCAGUGCUUUCUUCUGACCAUUACACUGUAAAAAGUGACUCUCUCACUAUCAAUGGAGUUACUAAUUCUGAUCAGAGUGAGUUCACGUGUAUAGGAGAGAGAGAUGGACGACCACAAUAUUCACAAUUAAGCUUGGCUGUUUUUGUCUCUAUGAAUGCUUUACCCGGAGCUACAGUGAGAGUAACACCAGCGAGAUCUUUGUUCAUUGGAGAGACAGUCACUCUGAAGUGUGAGAUAAAGGAUCACAAUAACUGGACAUAUCACUGGUAUAAAGACAAAACUAAAGUGUUUAACACUGCCCAUUACAUUGUAAACAGAGAUUCUCUCACUAUCACUGGUGUUACUGAAUAUGAUCAGGGUGAGUUCAGCUGUAGUGCAGUGAUAGAUGGACGACCACAGACUUCACAUUCAAGCUCUGCUGUUAAUCUCACUGUGAAUGCUUUACCCAGAGCUACAGUGAGAGUAACACCAGACAGAUCUGUGUUCACUGGAGAGACAGUCACUCUGAAGUGUGAGAUAGAGGAUCAGUACAGUAACUGGAGAUAUCUAUGGUAUAAAGACACAACUGAAGUGUUUAAUUCUGGGCGUUACACUGUAAACAGAGACUCUCUCACUAUCAAUGGAGUUACUGAAUCUGAUCAGGAUCGGUUCUGGUGUAGAGGAGAGAGAGAUGGACGACCCUCAUCCUCACAGUACAGUGAUCAUGUGACUCUCCCUGUUAAAGGUGUUCAGGAGGCGAUGUCUGGUUUCAAGAUUUUCACUUUUCUGCUGGCAGUUUGUCCAUAUCUGUUAGCGACAGUCAUACUGGUUUUCAAAUGCUGUAGACUGAGAGGUGAAACAUCUGUCUGAUUAGGUUGUUAUAUUUACUAUUGCGCCUAAAAACAUCAUCUAAUGUCCAGUUAAUGGCACUAAUUGUGUUACAGUUCUGUUUGUUGUUUCUGUACGUUUCCCAUUGUUGUCCCUUUCAUUGUCAUUUGGACUCCAUUCCCCAUCAUCCUCUGCUCUCCCUCACCUGAUCAUCAUUGUUAAUCAUCACCACCUGUCAGCUAUAGGGUUGGGUAUGGUUAGAAAUUUUCCUGUUCCGAUUCCGGUUCCAGUUCUGCCUAACGAUUCUCGGUUCUGAUUCCGGUUCCAUAUAAUAAAAUAAAUACUUAAACAAUUCCAUUUGUGUUUAUUAAUCACUGUGAAAAUAUUUUAAAUGUAAAGUGAAUUCAUAUUUUCAGUCACUAUAUAAUUUAUUCCUGUUAAA